Messenger RNA from Macrobrachium nipponense, 1586 nucleotides. RefSeq names its product cytochrome P450 2L1-like. The record is from RefSeq and is a predicted model, not a curated record. Gene Ontology annotation, biological process: xenobiotic metabolic process. Gene Ontology annotation, cellular component: intracellular membrane-bounded organelle; cytoplasm. NCBI's taxonomy places the organism in Eukaryota, Metazoa, Arthropoda, Malacostraca, Decapoda, Palaemonidae. Gene Ontology annotation, molecular function: iron ion binding; oxidoreductase activity, acting on paired donors, with incorporation or reduction of molecular oxygen, reduced flavin or flavoprotein as one donor, and incorporation of one atom of oxygen; heme binding. The transcript is spliced from 10 exons. The coding region runs from base 80 to 1564 and encodes 494 amino acids.
UGAAUGAUAAGGAAGCAAUAUAAAACACAGCAAUGAAAGGGUAGCUCCUAGUUUCUCUGUUCAACGUUCAGCUACAACCAUGCUGACAUGGACGUUGUUGGUUCUGUUUCUAGGCCUACUCUACUGGUUGUCCAGGAAGCCAAGCAGUCUUCCACCAGGACGGUGGGGCCUCCCAAUAAUUGGAUACAUCCCUCUCUAUACCAGUGAUGUCAGAAAAAUCAUCAGUGACCUGAGGGAAAAAUACGGAGAUAUAUUUACUUGGAAGGUUGGCAGCCAUGUGAUGGUCUUCUUCUGUGACUAUGAGCUGAUCAAGACCACAUUCAACAGGCCUGAAUGUCAGGGAAGGCCUUCCCUGUUUUCUUUCAGUCUUAUUAGAUUCCACGAAAAUGCAGGAAUUUUGUAUGCAGUUGGCGAUGUCUGGGUACAGGGCAGGAGGUUCGCCCUUAAACACCUGAAGGAUUUCGGCAUGGGAAAGUCUUCCCUUGAGGGUGCCAUCCAGUAUGAGGCUCAGAACCUUGUAGGGACUUUUGAGAGGACGUCUGGGAAACCCAUAGAAAUAUCUUGGUGUCUCAACGUCGCUGUGUUGAAUGUCAUCUGGAAGCUUGUAGCAAAUAUAAGGUACGACACAGAUGACCAAGAAAUAAUAAAAUUUAAUACCAUCCUGAGAAAUAAUAUAGACUUAGUCCAAGGAAGACUCCAGAUUCUGGAUGCGUUCCCAUAUCUGGUGAAAAUGCUCCCCAGAUUUGUCCUCGAUAAAGUGUUCAAAGUGAAAGUAGUCUAUGAUAACAUGGAAAAAUUCAAAAACCUCAUGCUUGAAAUUAUAGAGACUCACGUGAAGACGCUGGACCCAAACAAUCCCAAGGACUACAUAGAUGCCUACCUCAUACAAAUUCAGAAAGAGAGGGGUAACCUUAGUACCAUGUCCAAGGAAGACUAUUUCGACCUUGUCAUAACCCUUGAUGACUUCUUUGGUGCAGGAAGUGAGACGACUUCAUCUACCAUUCGAUGGCUGAUCGCUCUCUUGGCCACCCAUCCUGAAAUACAGACAAAAAUGCAAAAGGAAAUUGAUGAGGUGGUUCCGAGGGACACACUACCUUCUCUGCAGGAUAAGGACAGAUUGCCAUACACUGAGGCAGUUAUACUCGAGGUAAUGAGGUAUGCCUCUUUUAUACCUAUAGGCAUUAUGCAUGCAACCACAGAAGAGAUCCAAGUGGGCAAAUACCGGUUACCUAAGAACACAGCAAUAUUUGCCAGUGCCAGGAGCUGCCACAGAAACCAGAAAUAUUUCGAGAGACCUGAGGAAUUCUACCCUGAGCACUUCCUUGACAAAGAAGGCAAAGUCAUCAUGAAGAAGGAAGGCUUCCUUCCAUUUUCUCUUGGGCGACGCCAGUGUCUGGGUGAGAGCUUAGCCAGAAUGGAGCUGUUCAUCUUUGCAACUUCUCUCUUUCAGAGAUUCACUGCUUCACCCCCCAAGGGGGGUUCCAUUUCUUUGGAACCCGAUUGCUUCCAACCCCUCCUUAGCUUUAUCCCACCAUAUGAGGUUGUAUUGACAAAGAGAACUUGAAAAUAAAGUUUAGUUGACUUUU